Pocillopora damicornis (cauliflower coral) is the source of this 2000-nucleotide messenger RNA. RefSeq names its product melanocyte-stimulating hormone receptor-like. Gene Ontology annotation, molecular function: G protein-coupled receptor activity. Gene Ontology annotation, cellular component: membrane. Gene Ontology annotation, biological process: G protein-coupled receptor signaling pathway. NCBI's taxonomy places the organism in Eukaryota, Metazoa, Cnidaria, Anthozoa, Scleractinia, Pocilloporidae. The record is from RefSeq and is a predicted model, not a curated record.
UAGAAGUCUUGCAUUUGAUAACGAGUAGCACGGCAGGUCAUUUUCACCCGCAAGUAUUCAUUAACUACGCCGAUGACAUGUUUACCUAAGUGUUAUUGAACACCUUGGGUAAGAAGUAGAUGAAUACAUCAGAAGACAAGAUGGCAAGUCUUCUUGAAGUUGGUCUAAAUCAGCUGUUUUAACAUUUUUUUUAAAAGCGCUUGAUGACCAGUCCCUGAGAAAAACAUGGCCAACAUCACGAACGCCUCGUUAACAACGGUUUCUUCGGAUUUCCGUCCUCUUGGGAAGGACUUUUGCGUGUUGAUUUUGCCUGAUCCAGAAUUCGACAAAGCAGCAGAACGCUUCACUACUAAUCUUGUAACAGGUGUUAUAAAUGCAGUGUUGUCGCCGUUCGGUGUAGCGGCAAACUUUCUCAUCAUCCUGGUUAUCAGCAGAAAGAUAUCUCUUUGGACACCCUUGAAUGUGUUGCUAGGAUGUUUAGCUGCUUCCGACUUUCUCGUUGGUUUGCUUGUUCAGCCAAGUUACGUUGCCUUCAGAUUAAUAGAGAACCAGCACAAGUUUGUCCCAUGCGCUUUACGGUUGUUCUACUCCACCGGGUUUUUCGUGUGCUAUGGCGUUUCUCUUGUUAUUUUAUGUGUCAUUAGCUGGGAAAGACUCCUUGCACUGCUAUUUCCGCUAAAGUACUCGCAUCUAAUACGUUUGUCAAGAAUCUUUAAGCUUAUAAUUCUCAUUUGGUUGGCGAACAUCUUACUGACACUUCUGCAGUGGGCCCAUACCGAGGUGGCCAGAGGCAUUCACCUUGGCUCAUGGUUGCUUUUAUUAAUAGCUGCGGUUGUAAGCCAGUUGAGAAUCCUCCCAAUCAUUCGCUACCAUCAGCAGCAAAUCAAGAGACUUCAAUCAUCUUAUCCUCAAAUUUAUCUUCCGAAUCACACUCACAUGCAAGUAAAGUUUGCAGCAAACAUCGCAUGCAUUGUUACAGUUUAUUUGGCAUUCAAUCUUCCAGUCCUUCUCAUCACUACCGUCCAUCAAAUUGUUCAAAUUGAUAUAAAUACCUACGAUUUGUACAGUUGGGCCGAGACAGCUGCGUUUUUUAACUCCUCUGUUAACCCAGUAAUAUGCCUUUGGAGAGUGAAGCUAAUUCGCAAGGGGAUCAGGGAACUUUGCACCUGUCGAAAGGAGAGAAAAAUUCCCAGAUAUUUGUCCAACACUACAUUAUCAGACAAAGACGUUUCUCUAGUAAGAUUCAGACGUUGCCAAGAACCAUCGAUAGUCAUAAUCGUCUCGAAUAACGAUUUGUCCGAUAAUGGAGACGAAAAGGUCCCUAAAUAAUCAUCUUCAAGUUUUUUUAUAGACACUACAUCCCAAAUUACAGACAUGACAAAGACUUUGGCUCUGUUUUUGGGUCCGAAUUCAUCUAGAAACUUACCAAUGCAUGGUAGCCAUAAAAUUAUGCAUUGAUUUCCGAUAAAUUUCCCAACAAAGCAUCUAGCAUAAAGGAGCCAAAUGUAGUCCAUUAUUUAGCAAAAGGAUCGAAAUAUUUGCAUAAGAUAAAUUCGAAAAAGAAAAUUGAAAGCUGUUAAAUUAUUCAUGGAAAAUGAGAUAAAUGGCUCUGAUUGACCAUAUCAUAUCCUCUGAAAAUGUUUCUCUCAUGUUCCGUAUUACGUCGGCGAAGGAAAACUUUCUAUGGCCAGAUUUUUGCUCCGUUGUCUCUAGAGACCUGCGAAUCGUGUUCAAAUAUGGAACAUUUUGAGAUCUUGACUCACUCAGUUCAACAAAAACCUAGAGAUAAAAUUCAAAUAAAAUUUAUUCCUAAAUACAAUUCCAUAAACAAAUACACCGGUCAGUGUAAGUAAACAUAUUAAUCUAAACAAGUAGAGUUGUUUGUUUUAAAAGAAUGUCCUUUGUACAUAAACGGUUAACACUUUGCAAUAUUUACCAUUUUAGAGGUUCCUUUUUGAACUUUUUUCUUUUUUGUAUGAAUAAAAACAAUUCAAGAUGUC